Fimicolochytrium jonesii is the source of this 1683-nucleotide messenger RNA. RefSeq lists its product as uncharacterized. NCBI's taxonomy places the organism in Eukaryota, Fungi, Chytridiomycota, Chytridiomycetes, Spizellomycetales, Powellomycetaceae. The record is from RefSeq and is a predicted model, not a curated record. The transcript is spliced from 6 exons. The coding region runs from base 1 to 1683 and encodes 560 amino acids.
AUGCCAGCGCGGAAGGUUCUCGCAUCCUGGGCGGCGCUCUACAAUGGGUCAUUUGGAGGACUGGAGGAUAAGUUAUCGGGAACGCAUUGGAUCGUGGCUCUUCUGUUCUUCGGGUUGAUUGCAGAGAGAAUAAUUAUCAGCGCAAUUGGCAAUCUAUACGAGAUCACCCCAACCCGGACAGUCAAAAUGCAGACGGAAUGGCCCAUGUUUCCGUACAACCUCUCCGACGGUCAAUAUGAUCCAAACAAUGUCAAUGAUAUCUUGCAGUUGAAUAUAAACGGGGGGAUGUGCUCUCAAAUGCAGCAAGAUGGGAUAAUACCCGACCCGCAAGUCAACGUGACUUGUGACGACAAUGGAUGUGUAGGAAAGGGGUUUGGAGCGAUACAUCCUCUGUCUAGUGUGGCCUACGGCUUACACCCGCCGAAGUUUGACAAUAGCAAUCUCGUCGUAGGCGACCGGAUCCAGGGAAGAUCCUUAGCGGCUAUUGCGACUGUGAAAUGCAGCACGGAGGAUGCGACUUUUGACGUUGAGCGCAGAGCCCCCCCAGCUUGGCUGGUGUCGCUGGUGGGAGUGUCAAUGAACACGACCGACGGGCGUGCGCUCAUUGGAGGCGAUAGCAACAACGGCAUCACGUUCAAUCUCGCAAAUGUGUCCUAUCCCGAAUUGGGUCUUCUACCUGUGGCCACCCUGGAUAGUGACAAUCCCGUCACUGAUUCCUCGGGGCGAUUCCAGUUCGUAGUCUUUCACAAAGGGUUAUCUCAAAACCCCAGAGGUUUCGUCGAGUUCGAAGACCCAUCCGGUCACGGCACGAUUGGGGUGACCUUAUGUAGCGUCGCAAUGGAGACAGGCGACGCGGAUAUCGAAGUCAAAAUGAUGUCGUUGCUGCCCAUCGCGACGGUGGCGCUGACGGAAAGUACCCUGCUGAGUGUGAAACAGGAGAUUCCGGUCGGAUGGCCAAGCCGGAAUCGGGGUGUUCUAGAUGUGAUGCGCUCGAUAUCGUAUUGGGCUUCAUGCUACUUCUCAUACUGCCCUUCAACGCCCCAUACCGUCCCGAGUUUUGACCUCGGGUGCAGACUUUUGCCCGACUUGCCCGUUGAAGGACAGUUCGAUUUUCAGAAUAUGCUCGGCCAAGCAGUCAGGUCCAUUGUCAAGAUGGAAAUCAUGGGAAUUGUUGCCAUAAUGGCCGAGGCUUCGCGAAACAUGAAGGUCCCCGACGUUACCCCUGCGAUAGUUUUCACAGAAAGCGAGUAUAGUCGCCUAGAGACGACGGACUCUUGCGUGCGCAUUCUCCUUAUCGGCGCUGGUACUUCCUUGAGCCUAAUUGUGCUGCACAUUACGACUUUUGUCUUAUCGCGCAAGUCGCCCGCGAUUCGGCGCGGUCUACAUAUGACGGAGAGCAUAUACAGUCUCCUCGCUGUCUUCGACAAGAAUCUCGUUGGCAUCGACAACAAACAGUUCAACUCUUCCUCUUUCGACAUAGUUGAUCCCAUCAACGUGAGGCAAGGCAUGCGGCGGCAUACCCUCAAACUUGAUGAUGACAAGCUUAUGCUUCAUAAGCAUGGUGGAAAGACGGACAAAAAUCGACUGACUAUAUCAAAGAGUGUGCUUUAUGAGGAAGUCGAGGCAUCGUGUAAUACUCAGGGGUCCGCGGAGGAAGGAACUAUGCAUGCUAAACCCUUAUAG